GCGCACGUGCUGUAUUCUUGUACUCGGUUAUAUAUCUGAAUCCGGGGGCCUUGAGCUUCAACCUGCGAAUAUUGUCGAUCAAAGCCUCAAAGCCAUUUGCUGCGGUUUUGACAAAUCGAAUUUUCAUUAGGUUCAAUGGAAAUAACUUAUGUCCCCUUUAGCAAAUGGUAGCAAAGCAGCAUGGGAUGGGAUAUUCAGUAGACGACCUUCCCGCAACAGCAACAUGGAUCAAGUGAUGCCCCAUAAGAUAAUUCUUAACCACAUGAAAGCAUUGUAGGGCACAGUGUAGCUUUGCAAGUUAAACGCUCUUCACAUGGCAUUUCAAUUUUGGUCUCAUCAGCUUGCAGUACUUCGGGUGCGCUAUAAUGGAGGAAGACAUGUUCACAUGCCACACCUGCUUUCCUCUGUAGCAUCAUUUUCUAUUGUAAUGUCUGGUGAUCCUUCAAAUUGCUACCAUGACGAAUUGUGUAAUAGUUAUAAAGUGAAGCAUCGCUGCCCUGCCGAUGAGAAAAACAUUCUCAAUGAACUCUCUGAUUUGUUGCCGAUAAGUUGGCCUAAUGCUGUUUCCGAUGUGUGUAAUGAUGAUUAUGUAAAGAACAAGAUGGGAAGUAGAGAGCAUCAUGGCUUCUUAUCCCCUGAAGAGAAAUUCCGGGGGGUUUUUCUUCAAAAGCUGAGGAGCAAAACUGCUGUGGAAUACGCUUUGACAAAUGUUCCUGCUUAUUUGAACAUUGACAUUGUUGCUAGAGUUGUGAAUCGAGGGAACUUAGGAGGCAAAGCUAUGACAAUGUUUUUCAACUGGGCGCUAAAACAGCCUACAAUUAGUGCGGACACUCAUAGCUAUAAUGUGAUUUUGAAAGCACUCGGAAGAAGGAAAUACUUUGGUUUUAUGGAGGAGAUGAUGUGUGAAAUGAAAUCGAAUGGUACAACUGCCACCUUAGAGACUCUUUCAAUUGUAAUGGACAGUUUUGUGCGUGCUCAUCGAGUGAACAAAGCAAUAGAACUUUUUGGCAAGCUGGAAGAGUUUGGAUUGGAGCGUGAUACAGAGUCUUUAAAUGUGCUUUUGCAAACGCUAUGCCAGCGCUCCCAUGUCGGUGCUGCCAACUCGCUUUUGAAUUCUGUGGUGGGGAAGGUACCAUUUGAUAUGACAACUUACAAUACAAUCAUAGGUGGGUGGUCAAGGAUGGGUAGAGUAGGUGACAUUGAAAAGAAUUUGGAGGCAAUGGCAGCAGAUGGAUUUGCACCGAAUUCUUCGACUUUUGGACAUCUUAUUCAGGGUUUGGGGAGAGCUGGUCAGAUUGAUGAUGCUGUCCAUAUUUUUGAUGGAUUGAAGGAGAAAGGUCAUGAUCUCGAUUUGAGUGUUUACAAUGCCAUGAUUUAUAAUUUUGCAAUCAUCGGGGAUUUUGAUGCAUGUAUCCAGUAUUAUAGGAGCAUGCUGAGUGAAAGAUGCAAUCCUGAUAUGGAUACAUACAAAAGUCUGAUCAACUCCUUUCUUAAGUUUCGAAAAGUGGCUGAUGCUCUGGAAAUGUUUGAUGAGAUGUUGAGUAGAGGGCUUGUUCCCACUACUGGGAUGGUAACCUCAUUUAUUGAACCUCUGUGUGGUUAUGGUCCACCUUAUGCUGCACUGAUGGUCUACAAGAAGGCAAGGAAAGCUGGAUGCAUGGUUUCUCUGAGAGCUUACAAGUUACUACUCAUGCGGCUUUCUAGAUUUGGUAAAUGUGGAAUGCUGUUGACUAUAUGGGAUGAAAUGCAAGAGGCUGGUCAUUUAUUGGAUGUGGAAGUUUAUGAGUACAUUGUCAAUGGACUCUGCAACAUAGGACAGCUGGCAAAUGCAGUACUUGUCAUGGAGGAGUGUCUGCGCAAGGGUUUUUGCCCUAGCAGGCGUAUUUAUAGCAAACUAAAUACUAAAUUAUUGGUUUCAAACAAUGUAGAGAAAGCUUACAAGCUGUUUUUGAAGAUUAAACAUGCACGCCUCCAUGAUAAUGCGAGAAGAUACUGGCGUGCUAAGGGAUGGCAUUUUUAAGUUUGCUCUUGGUUCUGGUGUGCCAGAACAUGAUUCUUUUUGCUUCUCAGGCAUAUUCUUGUCAAUGGGAAGGAGAUAAUUGU
Messenger RNA from Rhodamnia argentea, 2103 nucleotides. Its product is annotated as putative pentatricopeptide repeat-containing protein At5g43820. Lineage: Eukaryota; Viridiplantae; Streptophyta; Magnoliopsida; Myrtales; Myrtaceae. The transcript is spliced from 2 exons. Gene Ontology annotation, molecular function: protein binding. The record is from RefSeq and is a predicted model, not a curated record. The coding region runs from base 314 to 2020 and encodes 568 amino acids.